AUGGCAGCUGGAGAAGCAGCAGCAUUGCCAGCAGCAGCAGUCGCAGCCAAAGCAGCAGUAGCAGUAGUAGCAGCAGCAGCAGCAGCAGCAGACGGAGGAGGAGCAGCAGCAGCAGCAGCAGCAGCAGCAGCAGCAGCAGCAGCAGCAGCAGCAGCAGCAGCAGCAGCAGCCGCAGCCGGAGGAGCAGCCGCAGCAGCAGCAGCAGCAGCAGCAGCAGUUGGAGGUGCAGCAGCCGCAGCAGAAGCAGCAGCAGCCACAGCAACAGCAGCAUCCACCUCAUUCAUCUCCGUCUAA
Messenger RNA from Closterium sp. Yama58-4, 294 nucleotides. The record is from the annotation of a GenBank genome assembly. Lineage: Eukaryota; Viridiplantae; Streptophyta; Zygnematophyceae; Desmidiales; Closteriaceae.